Messenger RNA from Parnassius apollo (apollo), 633 nucleotides. The record is from the annotation of a GenBank genome assembly. NCBI's taxonomy places the organism in Eukaryota, Metazoa, Arthropoda, Insecta, Lepidoptera, Papilionidae.
AUGACGGAUAAGGGGGAACCCCCCCCACCACCACCCCGAAGACCACCGGAUAGGCGACCAGGGAUCCUGGACAGACCCUUCAUUGAAAGGAACCUAUUCGAUCCUGAGAAGUCCCGAAUCAUCCCCCCGGUCAGCCAAAUCCCUAGACGAAUUGGAAGUCCACCACUUAGUCCCUCACCCGUUACUAGCCGGGCUGAUAGGACACUAAGCUUCGAAUUGGCAACUACAUCCCGCCUUGCGGUAAAACUAGCACCGCCACAAGUAGAAUCCGACGAACUUCAAGACGAAAAGAGGCCCAAACUAGGGUCUCGCACUCCGUCAUCAGACGAAGAAUCAACAUCAUCUAUGCCAUCACCAACACAUAUCAACCCUCCAAAAUCACCAUCACUAACAAAGACCCUGUCGGACAUCCCAACCGAGACCCAAGAUAUGGACGCAGAACCCGUGCCGGGGCCAUCGACAGCACCAGACACGUACGCGCGCAUAGCGGCCGCGCCCAAAGCCACGCGACCACCAUCCCCACGAACAACGGGACCACCACCACCCAAUGAAACACCAACAGCGGCAAAGUAUCCACCGAUAAUAGUGGAGUGCUUCCCAAACUGGGCGAAGCACUUCAAAAUACUACAAUAA